This is a messenger RNA of Myotis myotis, 3982 nucleotides long. RefSeq names its product Rap guanine nucleotide exchange factor 3 (gene RAPGEF3). The record is from RefSeq and is a predicted model, not a curated record. Bases 542 to 3592 code for a protein of 1016 amino acids. Gene Ontology annotation, biological process: Ras protein signal transduction; positive regulation of GTPase activity. Lineage: Eukaryota; Metazoa; Chordata; Mammalia; Chiroptera; Vespertilionidae. The transcript has 29 exons. Gene Ontology annotation, cellular component: plasma membrane. Gene Ontology annotation, molecular function: guanyl-nucleotide exchange factor activity.
CCGGGGCGCUCCUGCCCCCUGGGGUUUCUCGGAGCUCCGGCUCUUGCCCGCUUUGCAGACCCCAGAGUCGGGUCUCCACCCCUGCCCGUGUCCGCCCCCUGUCCUACGCCCUCCCUCCCGACCGUGAGGCUGGAGCCUCCUCCCUGCCCCCUCAGCUUGUCCGGGAGGGGAAGGGGGCGGGCAGCACAGGGGGUGUGACAGCUCCCGCCCGGACCAUUGCCAGCUGCAGCCUCGCUUCAGUGCCCCGUGCCAGCUGGCUCUUUCGUCUGGGACGGAGGUGGAGGCUCGGGCUCCUUGUCGCCGAGGGGGGAGGCCCCCCGCGGGCCCCCAGCCCUCCACCCACCCAAGAGGAGCCUCUCCUCCCAGCCGGCCUCUGGCUGCUCUGGCGGUGGGUCCAGCUAGGAACUGGCCCUGGUCACUGCGCCCGGGACUCAGAGCCCGCAGCUCUCCAGGAUCCCCCUAUCGGAGCUGACGGGGCUCGCUGGGGAGCCUCCCGGCCUUUUGCUAGAGCCUGCAGGGCUGGACGAGCUAGAGAAGGAUCAUGAAGGUGGGCUGGCCAGGUGAGAGCCGCUGGCAGGUGGGCCUGAUUGUGGAGGACAGCCCAGCUCUGGGAGCACCACAGGUGGGAAGCCUACCAGACGUGGUGCCCGAGGGGACGCUGCUCAACAUGGUGCUGAGGAGGAUGCACCUGCCCCGAAGCUGCUCCUACCGGCUGCUUCUGGAGCACCAGCGCCCCAGCCGAAUCCAGGGGCUUCGCUGGACACCACUCACCAACAGCGAGGAGUCCCUGGACUUCAGUGUGAGCCUGGAGCAGGCUUCCACAGAGCGGGUGCUCAGGGCGGGGAAGCAGCUGCAUCGACAUCUCCUGGCCACCUGCCAGAACCUCAUCCGAGACAGAAAGUACCACCUUAGGCUCUAUCGGCAAUGCUGCUCAGGCCGGGAGCUAGUGGAUGGGAUCUUGGCCCUGGGGCUUGGGGUACAUUCACGGAACCAAGCCGUGGGAAUCUGUCAAGUCCUGCUGGAUGAAGGUGCCCUUUGCCAUGUGAAACAUGACUGGACCUUCCAGGACCGAGACACCCAGUUCUACCGUUUCCCGGGUCCAGAGCCGGAGCCCUCGGGAGUCCAUGAGCUGGAGGAGGAGUUGGUUGAGGCCAUGGCACUGCUCUCCCAGCGGGGACCGGAUGCCCUGCUCACUGUGGCACUUCGAAAGCCCCCAGGGCAGCGCACGGACGAGGAGCUGGAGCUCAUCUUUGAGGAGCUGCUGCACAUCAAGGCUGUGGCCCACCUCUCCAACUCGGUGAAGCGGGAAUUAGCAGCAGUUCUGCUCUUUGAACCCCACAGCAAGGCGGGGACUGUGUUGUUCAGCCAGGGGGACAAAGGCACCUCAUGGUACAUCAUCUGGAAGGGAUCCGUCAAUGUGGUGACCCAUGGCAAGGGGCUGGUGACCACACUGCAUGAGGGAGAUGACUUCGGACAGCUGGCUCUGGUGAACGACGCACCCCGGGCAGCCACCAUCAUCCUGCGAGAAGACAACUGUCAUUUUCUCCGAGUGGACAAGCAGGACUUCAACCGUAUCAUCAAGGACGUGGAAGCAAAGACCAUGAGGCUGGAAGAGCACGGCAAAGUGGUGUUGGUGCUGGAGAGAACCUCUCAGGGCACUGCCUCUUCUUGCCCCCCAACCCCAGGCAGGAACCGGUAUACGGUGAUGUCUGGCACCCCGGAGAAGAUCCUAGAACUGCUGUUGGAGGCCAUGAGGCCUGAUUCCAGUGCUCAUGAUCCAACAGAGACGUUCCUCAGUGACUUCCUCCUGACGCACAGAGUCUUCAUGCCCAGCACCCAGCUCUGCGCUGCCCUCCUGCACCACUUCCACGCGGAGCCCACGGGAGGCAGUGAGCAGGAGCGCAACAUCUACAUCUGCAACAAGAGACAGCAGAUCCUGCGGCUGGUCAGCCAGUGGGUGGCCCUGUAUGGCCCCCUGCUCCACACUGACCCCGUGGCCAGCAGCUUUCUCCAGAAACUCUCAGACCUGGUGAGCAAGGACGCCCGGCUUAGCAACCUGCUGCGGGAGCACUGGCCUGAGAGGCGGCGGCACCACCGGUUGGAAAAUGGCGGUGGGAGCGCAUCUCCUCAGAUAAAGGUGUCUGCUCGAAAUCGGCUCCUCUCGCCUCUGUCAGCCUCAGCUUCUUCCCUCUGCUCCCCCGUGACUGUAGGGUCCUCCUUCAUCCCCCAUCUGAGGGGUCCUGCGUGGAAGGUGAAGCUUGUUCCCACCUCAGGGCCCGGACCUUUCUUUCUCUGGCUCUUUGACUACCUGGAUCCUUCCUAUCGUUCUGAUCUCAACCAGAGUGUUGGGUUUCCAGAGAGGCCCCUUUCCAUCUCUCUAUGCAGAGCAGCCCUCCACUGGCCACUGGCCUGCAAGGCCCGGAACAUGUCUGUUUGGCUCCCCGGCCCGGAUGAGUCCCUCCCCAGCAGCAACUGUGCCAUCCGAGUUGGAGACAAAGUCCCCUAUGACAUCUGCCGGCCAGACCACUCGGUGCUGACCCUGCAGCUGCCUGUGACGGCUUCAGUGAGGGAGGUGAUGGCGGCGUUGGCCCAGGAGGAUGGCUGGACCAAAGGGCAGGUGCUGGUGAAGGUCAACUCUGCAGGCGAUGCUAUUGGCCUGCAGCCAGAUGCCCGUGGUGUGGCCACAUCCCUGGGGCUCAACGAGCGGCUCUUUGUUGUCAACCCACAGGAAGUGCAUGAGCUGACCCCACACCCUGAGCAGCUGGGGCCCACGGUGAGUUCUGCUGAGGGGCUGGACCUGGUGAGCGCCAAGGACCUGGCUGUCCAGCUGACGGACCACGACUGGAACCUCUUCAACAGCAUCCACCAGGUAGAGCUGAUCCACUAUGUGCUGGGCCCCCAGCACCUGCGGGACGUCACCACCGCCAACCUGGAGCGCUUCAUGCGCCGCUUCAACGAGCUGCAGUACUGGGUGGCCACGGAGCUGUGUCUCUGCCCCGUGCCCGGCCCCAGGGCCCAGCUGCUCAGGAAGUUCAUUAAGUUGGCCGCCCACCUCAAGGAACAAAAGAACCUCAACUCCUUCUUUGCCGUCAUGUUUGGCCUCAGCAACUCGGCCAUCAGCCGCCUGGCCCACACCUGGGAGCGGCUGCCCCACAAAGUCCGGAAGCUGUACUCGGCCCUGGAGAGGCUGCUGGACCCCUCAUGGAACCACCGAGUGUAUCGACUCGCCCUCACCAAGCUCUCCCCUCCUGUCAUCCCCUUCAUGCCCCUCCUUCUCAAAGACAUGACCUUUAUCCAUGAGGGAAACCACACUCUGGUGGAGAAUCUCAUCAACUUUGAGAAGAUGAGAAUGAUGGCCAGAGCUGUGCGGAUGCUGCACCACUGCCGAAGCCAUAGCAAUGUGCCUCUCUCACCACUCAGAAGCCGCGUCUCCCACCUCCAUGAGGACAGCCAGGCAGCGAGGGUUUCCACGUGCUCGGAGCAGUCCCUGAGCACCCGGAGUCCAGCCAGCACCUGGGCUUAUGUCCAGCAGCUGAAGGUCAUCGACAACCAGCGGGAACUGUCCCGCCUCUCCCGGGAGCUGGAACCUUGACGAGGGGGCUGGGCUGGAGCAGCAGGCACUUCCCACCUGGAAAGCCAGGGCACGCCUGGGCCCAGGGGCCCGCAGGCCGGCCGCAGCUGGGCAGGGCUCUCCGAGGAAUGGACUUGAGGCCCUGGAUCGGGCAGCGUGGAGGCAUCUGUCCCCUGUCAUGAUUGUCGGCCGAGGAGGACCUCAGAGUGGAAUGCGCGGAGGCCCAAGCCAAGGAACGGGGGAUAGAGAGGCCAGAGUGGGUGGGAGAGCAGAGCAGGCGCUGGGACUCUGUGUUCAAUAGAGAGCUCUCCACACCAGGUUUUUUCCAGACUCUGUGCCUCGUGGCUUUGUUGUCCAGCCAUCUCCUGGCCCCUGUGGUGUGUUUGCACAGUGGACUGCGAGUGUCUGCAU